Molecule: messenger RNA, 2597 nt
Organism: Polistes canadensis
Lineage: Eukaryota; Metazoa; Arthropoda; Insecta; Hymenoptera; Vespidae
Product: hyaluronidase
Exons: 5
Coding region: 1201-2295 (364 amino acids)
Biological process (GO): carbohydrate metabolic process; hyaluronan catabolic process; defense response
Molecular function (GO): hyalurononglucosaminidase activity
Source: RefSeq, a predicted model, not a curated record
UUACUUCCGUGACAUAGGACAAUCUAUAAUUGUGUCGUGUCUUACGAUUGUCGUCGAGUCGAUUUUAUUAUUAAUAUCUUUAUUUUUUAUAUUUACCUGUAGAACAAAAUAUUAUAACUUUCGCGUAAAGAUAUCUUUCCAUCGAAUAGAAUUAUCGUAUGAAACAUUUGUAUAUAACUACGAUCAUAAUUUAUAACAUUUUUAUUUCAUCUUGUCACGCCUAGUAAUAAGUAAGUGUAUGUGUACAUAAAACUGAGCUUCUCGCCUAAACGAAACGAUAAGCGAAGGUAUCCUUCGUUCGGCAAUAAUUCCUAAACAAAAAAAAAAAAAAGAAAGAAAUUGUGCAAGAUUCAUAAAUUAAUCUUAUUUCGUGGUCGUUGAUUGUACGUACAAUUCUAUUUCGAUUUGCAGACAUUGGCACACUUGGGAUUUUUCGAUAAGAUAAUGCAAGUAUCAUUGACUCGAGGGUCAUACAUUUAUGGAAAAUCUAUAAUCCCCUUUUUCCGUUGGAAAUAGAAAAAGAUCGAUGAUCCUUUUACGAUCUCAAUUUGAAUUAGAUUCUUAAAACGCGUCAGGAGAAAAAAAAAAGAAAUGGUUGAGAGUAAAAGAAAAAGAUAUUUGUUCUCGUUCAUACUCGAACAACCCUAUUUUUUCCUGUUUGAAGGCUAACCGUUCCUCGGGUUCACCCCAUAGCAACGAUGCAAACCGACGUGCCGUUAAUAAUGAAAAAGGGAAUGAUGGAAGAGUAUAGAAGAGGGAGGGAGAAGAAUAAGUGAAAAAAAGUAUGCAUAAACACGAAAAAUAUGUCAAACAAUACCCCGAAGCAAAGAGAUAACGCAACGAGUCAACUGGUAAAAACAGCACGUAGGUGGGGAACGCAGAAGAGACACACAGACACGAUGCGGAAUAAAUAGUGGUCUGAAAUCGAGCGGAAUUCAGUCGCACUUCUGGUCUACUAUCGUCGUUAACGUUUUUACAUACACGAGAAACUCAGUUACGGGAGGAGCAUUGCAAGGAUCGAUCGAUAACAGUGUGACUCACCCAACGUGGAAUUAAAAUAGAAAAAGAAAAAAAAGACAAAUAUUAACAAAUCAUUUCAUUCCGAAUUAAUAAAAAUUUUCACGAGAGAGAGAGAGGGACUCUUUAGUGAUUGGAUAGUUAUUUGUCAGGACCAACACACGAUUGUCCUUAUUUUAAAUCAUGCUUUUAGUGACCUUUCUUCUUUUUUAUCUUCAUCCCUUAGUGAACGGAGACUCUUGCGGAUCGAAUUGUGAAAGAUCCAAAAGACCGAAAAGGGUCUUCAGCAUUUAUUGGAACGUUCCUACCUUUAUGUGCCACCAAUAUGGCAUGAAUUUCGACGAGGUGACAGAUUUUAAUAUCAAACAUAAUUCUAAGGACAAUUUUCGCGGUGAAACUAUAUCAAUUUAUUACGAUCCUGGAAAAUUUCCAGCAUUGAUGCCACUAAAAAAUGGCAAAUAUGAGGAAAGAAACGGAGGGGUUCCUCAGCGAGGUAACAUCACGAUACAUUUGCAACAAUUUAACGAAGAUUUGGAUAAAAUGACACCGGAUAAAAAUUUCGGUGGUAUCGGUGUAAUCGAUUUCGAAAGAUGGAAACCGAUUUUCCGACAGAAUUGGGGUAACACGGAAAUACAUAAGAAAUAUUCUAUUGAACUCGUUCGGAAAGAACAUCCAAAGUGGAGCGAAUCGAUGAUCGAAGCGGAAGCUACGAAAAAGUUCGAGAAAUAUGCGAGAUAUUUCAUGGAAGAAACUUUGAAAUUGGCAAAAAAGACUAGGAAAAGGGCUAAGUGGGGUUAUUACGGAUUUCCUUACUGCUAUAACGUAACACCGAAUAAUCCUGGCCCGGAUUGCGAUGCUAAAGCGACAAUCGAGAACGAUAGACUGUCGUGGAUGUACAAUAAUCAAGAAAUACUUUUUCCAUCCGUCUACGUGAGACAUGAACAAAAACCGGAGGAAAGGGUUUACCUAGUGCAAGGUAGAAUUAAAGAAGCUGUUAGGAUAUCGAAUAAUUUAGAACAUUCACCUAGUGUGCUUGCUUAUUGGUGGUACGUGUAUCAGGACAAGAUGGACAUUUACCUAAGCGAGACCGACGUGGAAAAGACUUUCCAAGAGAUAGUGACUAAUGGUGGGGAUGGUAUCAUAAUAUGGGGUAGCUCGUCCGAUGUUAACAGCCUAAGUAAAUGUAAGAGAUUGAGAGAGUACCUGUUAAACACUUUAGGACCGUUCGCGGUUAAUGUAACAGAAACUGUCAACGGAAGAUCAUCCCUAAACUUCUAAAAUAAUCGAUAACGCCUAAUCACGUCGAUGAUGAUUAUUAGGGUAUUCUUCGGUGAUUGGUUUGAUCUCACUGAAAAGACUUUUCGUUAAAAAACAAAAAGAUAAAUGUAAUUUAUAAGUUAAAAAAACCUAUACGACCAAAGAAAGAAAGAAAGAAAGAAAGAAAGAAAAUAAUGAAUAAUCUAAUCAGUAAACCUAAGAAUCUACCAAAGAAAUAAUACCAAUUAAUAAUUAAUGUUUGUACUCAAUAUAAUUUCGUUGUAAUUAAAGUUAAAUAGAUCGAAUCGAAUCGCGCCGAAAUU